This is a messenger RNA of Teleopsis dalmanni, 11989 nucleotides long. It is a transcript of the gene Hml, whose product is annotated as hemocytin. The coding region runs from base 253 to 11841 and encodes 3862 amino acids. The transcript is spliced from 42 exons. Lineage: Eukaryota; Metazoa; Arthropoda; Insecta; Diptera; Diopsidae. Gene Ontology annotation, molecular function: chitin binding; protein binding. The record is from RefSeq and is a predicted model, not a curated record. Gene Ontology annotation, cellular component: extracellular region; extracellular matrix.
CGGAUUAUUGUAAGUUCUUCAUAAAUUGGGAAUCGAUUGUGAUAUAGUGUAGUGAAGAGUUUGUAUAUGCACUGUCUACAAAAGGAUUAACUUAUUUGGAUAACCCAAAGGAUACUUGCUAAAGGAUAUUUGCCAAAGGAUAUUUACUAAAAGAUAUUUACAUAAGCAUAUAUGAAAGGAUAAUGUGUUAUUUAAAGUGAUUUGAAAAUAGAAUUUAUUUUUGGUGAAUUAUUUGCAAGGAUAAUCGUUAAAAUGCGAAAAGUAAAAUUUAUAUUCUUAUUGGUAUUAAUCGGUUAUAUUAAUGCUGAUGUUGGUGAUAGUGGAGAUACAGAUCCUCUAAAUCCGGCAGCUGCAGAGGAAACUGUAGAUAACGAGCGAAAUGAACGUAGCAUUUUCGGAUUUGGUAAAAGCAAAGAAGUAGUUGUCGUUCCGGUUGUGAGUACUGUCGACAUAAAAGCUUCCGGCAAUAGAAAUUAUGGAUACAGUGGCAGCAGUGGUUAUGGAAAUCCUGGAUAUAGUGUCAGUACUGGUUAUGGAACUCCUGGUAUAAAAACAUCCAUUGGUGGCUAUGGAGGAAGUAAUCCAAGCGGUUAUAGUAUUCAAAGCAGUUAUCAUUCCAGUUACGGUCAGCCAUUCGGAGCUGUGAAGCAAAUUCCUUAUUCUAUGAAUGUGAGGCAAAUGUUGCCUAAUUUUGGCGCCUGUGUCGCAAUACCACUUCCGUCCAACGUUCAUUCUGAAUGUCAUGGGAACCAAUGUCAGGUAACAUGUCCAAAUGCUUACACUUUUCCUGAUGGUACAAAGUUAUUAAAAAUCAACUGUAUUGGUGGCUCAUGGAUUAUACGCGAUUCUAAAUUUACUACAGUACCAUCAUGUCAAGCUGUUUGCGUACCUCCAUGUCAAAACAAUGGAAUUUGUAUAUCGGCCGGUGUGUGUAAAUGUUCAGAAAAUUUUAUGGGACCUUUUUGUCAGACCAAAAAAUCCGUUUGUUAUGGUAAACCACCAAUACCAAGUAACUCUAAAGUCAGCUGCAGCAACAAUGUUUGUAAUGCUGAGUGUCUGCGUGGUUUUCAAUUUCCGGAUGGUAGUACCGAUACAAAAAUUGAAUGUCAGGGAAAUCAAUGGAUUCAUACAAAAUCGGGAUUAACUAAGCCGCCAGAUUGUAAACCCUCUUGUACGCCUGCCUGUGCUAAUGGUGGUCAAUGUAUAUCAGCCAAUGUCUGUCAAUGCUCCAAAAUGUACCGUGGUGAUCACUGCCAAUUCAGUAUUAAUGAAUGCAGUGUCAAUAAGACGAAUUUUAAUGGCGAAUAUAAAUGCUCUUACGACAGUAAAGAAGCGAAGUGCAUGUUUAAUUGUCCAAAGGUGCCGGGGUUAAAAGUUCAGGGCAAUUUGAAUAUCGAAUACAAAUGCAAAUAUGAGGUAGGAGCGUUUUAUCCAACUCCAAUACCCAAGUGCAUAUACCCACCUGGAUACACGAUAAAUAAGGGAAAGACAUCCUCCCACUUAGUAAUGCACACUGGUAAGACUGUAAGUGGAGGCGGUGGAAGUGGAGGUUACACAUAUUUAACUGAACGAGAACGCAUUUUGGCCAUUUUAGCAAAAUUUAAGGAAUACGACUCUCGCAGUGAGUGGUGGUCAUCAGAAGAAAAUUUAGUGUCGUCCAGCAGCUAUUCUUUAUAUACUACUGGAGAUGUGAAUGUUGUAAUAGACAGAGCGCCUAAACCAGCCAUUUGUACUACAUGGGGUGGAAUAAAUAUAAAAACCUUUGAUGGUUUAGUAUUUAAAGCACCUCUUUCUUGUUCACACACAUUAGUAAUGGACUCAGUUGAUGCUACUUUCGAUGUAACGCUGAAGGCAUGCCCAUAUGGAUCUGGUUAUGGAUGUGCCCAUACAUUGAAAAUCAAUUGGCAGUCUGUACAAUAUAUUUUGGAAAGCAUAAAUGGAACAUUGAAACUUUCGACUCGUACGAAUGUGUUGCCAAUACCAGUGCAGGUAGUGGGCAUGAAGGUAUUACCAGUAGCCGAGCACAUUCAAAUUCACUUGGAAUCUGUUGGCGUCAAAAUCGAUUGGGAUCGCCAUCAGUACAUAGCUGUACAUGUUAGUCCAAUAUUAUGGUCUAAGGUUGGUGGUCUUUGUGGUUCAUUGGACGGCGAUUACAGGAACGAUUUAAUGUCAAAAUAUGGAAAAGUAAUGGAAACAGUCAAAGCCUUUGCAGAUUCUUGGCGUGUGGAAGAUAAGUCUGAUCUGUGUGUUAUGGAAAAUAGUGCAGAGCUCGAAUUUGGUUCUUCCAAAUGUGCUUCAGAUAAACAUCAAAAAGCUAUUAGUAUAUGUGAACGCUUAUUAGCGAAUGAGAAACUUGGCGAUUGUAUCAAACUGUUCAAUUUCGAAGCACUACUGAAAACGUGUGUAGAUGACUAUUGCAAUUGUCCAAACCGUGAACAUCCCGAAACGUGCAACUGUGACGCAAUGUCAAUGUUAGCAAAAGAGUGUGUCUUCAAAGGUGUUAAGUUGGAGCAUGGUUGGCGUAAUUUGGAGAUAUGCCCGAUUAGCUGCAACUAUGGGCGUGUCUACUUACCUUGCGGUCCAGACGUUGAGUCAACAUGUGACUCAGCUCUUGAACCAACGAAAGGCAAGUGCAAUGAAGGUUGCUUCUGUCCAGAAGGUACUGUUCAGUAUAAGGAUGCAUGUAUUACGCCUGAACUGUGUCCCUGCGUUAUCCGUGGCAAGGAAUUUAAACCAGAAGAUGUGAUUAAAAGAGAUUGCAAUACUUGCACAUGCAAAAAUGGUAAAUGGAAAUGUUCAGAUGAGAAGUGCGGUGCGCGCUGUGGUGCUAUUGGUGAUCCACAUUACCAAACAUUCGAUGGCAAACGCUUCGAUUUUAUGGGAAAAUGCAGCUAUUAUUUGCUUAAAACACCAAAUAUAUCUAUCGAGGCUGAAAAUGUGGCUUGUUCUGGCGUUAUAUCUGAAAACCUGAAUUUAGCUGUCACUAGCGAUAAUCCUUCGUGUACUAAAUCUGUGACCCUGCAUUUUGUACUUAAUAAUGGAGUGGCUACAACCGUUAAAAUUAAUCAAGGCUUUCUAACACUCGUUAAUAAUAAAGAAAUAACAAAGUUUCCAAAGAUUUUAGGAGCUAAUGAAGUGCUUAUACGUCAUGCUAGUUCCACAUUUUUAACAAUUGAUUUCCCGGAUGGCUUACGCGUGUGGUGGGAUGGAGUUUCACGUGCUUAUAUCGAUGCACCACCAAGUUACCGUGGGCGUACUGCGGGGCUGUGUGGUACGUUCAAUUCAAACACGCAAGACGAUUUUCUGACACCUGAAGGUGAUAUCGAAACUGCUGUAGAGCCAUUUGCUGACAAGUGGCGCACGAAAGAUACAUGUGAUUUUCUGACUGAUACUACAACAGGUCCACACCCUUGCACUGUUAAUGCCGAGAAACGUGCCGAGGCAGAAAAAUAUUGCGCUUGGAUUACUGAAGAUAUAUUCCAGGAGUGUCAUUGGACUGUUGAGCCAGAGCAAUACUAUGAAGAUUGCUUGUAUGAUGUCUGCGCGUGUAAGGAUGAAUUAAACAAAUGUUUCUGUCCAAUUUUGUCCGCAUAUGGUGCGGAAUGUAUGCGUCAGGGUAUUAGAACUGGUUGGCGUAUGACAAUCAAGGAGUGUGCUGUUCAGUGUCCCGUUGGUCAAGUGUAUGAUGAGUGUGGUGAUAGUUGCACACGUACAUGCGAAGACUUAGCUACGAAAAACACCUGUAAGAGGGAAUGUGUUGAAGGUUGUCGUUGUCCACAUGGUGAAUACUUAAAUGAUGAAAAUGAGUGCGUGCCACAAAAGAAAUGUCCUUGCACAUAUGAUGGUAUGGUUUUUAAGCCUGGCUAUAAGGAAGUGCGUCCUGGAGAAAAGUUUCUAGACUUGUGCACGUGUGAAAAUGGAAUUUGGGAAUGUGAAGAUGCAGAGCCAGGUGAUCAAGAAAAAUACCCACCGUCAUCGGAGUUGCGUGCAGAAUGCGCCAAUAAGCCAUUUGCCAAGUUCACCAAUUGUGUGCCAAAAGAACCAGAAACUUGCAAAAACAUGCAUGAAUAUAAAGAAGAUUUGGAAGAUUGUACACCUGGUUGUGUAUGUAUGCAAGGUUAUGUUUAUGACACGACACGAAAGGUUUGUGUUUUACCUGAAAAUUGUUCCUGUCACCAUGGCGGUAAGAGUUACAAUGAUGGAGAAACAAUAAGAGAGGACUGUAAUACAUGUGUCUGCCAGUCUGGAAACUGGAAGUGUUCGUCGAACGGGUGCGAAUCUACCUGUAGUGUGUGGGGCGAUUCGCAUUUUACUACAUUCGAUAAUCAUGACUUUGAUUUUCAAGGAGCCUGUGACUAUGUACUUUCUAAAGGUGUAAACGAUCAUGGUGACGGAUACACAAUUACAAUACAAAAUGUACUUUGUGGAACAAUGGGAGUAACGUGCUCAAAGUCCGUUGAAAUUAGUUUAAGUGGUAGCGUGGAAGACACCAUAACAUUAACUUCAGACUCAACGUACAUGGAAAAUCCCAAUAAAUCGGCCAUAAAAAAACUACGAGAUGCAGUAAAUGCCAAAGCACAGGGUGCUUUCCAUAUUUACAAAGCCGGCGUUUUCGUAGUCGUUGAAGUGAUUUCACUAAAAUUGCAAAUUAAGUGGGACGAAGGCACUCGUGUGUAUGUUAAGCUAGGAAACGAAUGGAAGAACAAAGUUAACGGACUCUGUGGCAAUUACAACGACAAUGCAAUGGAUGAUAUGAAAACUCCAUCGCUGGGCUUAGAGACGAGUCCACUUAUUUUUGGUCAUGCAUGGAAAGUGCAAAAGUUUUGUGCCGUACCAACGCAACCAAUUGACGCAUGUAAAGAACACCCAGAAAGAGAAACGUGGGCUCAACUGAAAUGUGGUGUACUUAAGUCAGCAAUGUUUAAGGAUUGCCAUGCUGAAGUGCCAGUUGACAAAUUCAUGAAGCGUUGCAUAUUCGAUAGCUGUGCCUGUGAUCAAGGAGGUGACUGCGAGUGCCUGUGUACAGCCAUUGCUGCAUACGCACACUCCUGCUCACAAAAGGGCAUCAACAUAAGGUGGCGUACACCCCACUUCUGCCCAAUGCAGUGCGAUCCUCACUGUGCGGAAUAUAAAUCCUGUACGCCUUCCUGUGCAUUGGAGACAUGUGACAAUUUCCUCGAUCAAGGAAUUGCUGAACGUAUGUGCAAUAAAGAGAACUGCAUUGAGGGAUGCUACAUUAAACCAUGCGAGGAAGGUAUGAUCUAUUUGAACGACACCUACAAGGAAUGCGUACCAAAAUCUGAAUGCAAACCCGUUUGCAUGGUUAAAGAUGAAAUAACUUAUUACGAAGGGGAUGUAACAUAUCAAGACGCCUGUGCCACUUGUCGUUGCUCCAAAAAGAAGGAAGUGUGUAGUGGUGUAAAAUGCGAGAAGGAACUUACAACUAACCUGCCUAUAAUUGACGGAACUACUGAAAAACCUAUAUGCACUGAAAAUCAGACAAAAUGUGUACGGGGUUGGACUCGUUGGUACGAUAAAGAUGCCGAUAGUUCGAAUAAAACUACGCGUCUAAAUGAUGAGGAAAAAUUACCGCGCUAUGAUAGAUUGGAGAAAAUAUAUAGCAGCUGUGAGAAAAAGUAUAUGAAGAAAAUUGAGUGUCGUGUAGUUAAUACGCAUGAGUCAUCCGAUUACAUGGACGAGAACGUAUUUUGCAAUUUACGUGAGGGCUUGGCUUGUGUUGGUCAGUGUCACGAUUAUGAAAUCCGAGUUUUUUGCGAAUGUGAGGAAGCAGAGACAACAACCGUCGCUCCAACUGAAAAGCCUCUUAUUGGUAAAGUUUGCGACACUCUUAUAGCUGAAUAUAAAGAAUUUCCGGGUGAUUGUCAUAAAUUUUUGCACUGUCAACCUUCAAGCGUAGAAGGCAAAUGGGCCUAUGUGGAGAAGACUUGUGGAGAGUUUAUGAUGUUCAAUCCAACGAUGAAUAUUUGUGAUCAUAUCGCUACAGUGCAAGGUAUAAAACCAACUUGUGGCGAACCUACUCCUGAAUCACUUAAAGAACAGAAAUGCCCAGAUGGCACGGAAAUGUCAGAUUGUGCUAACCAAUGUGAGCACACAUGUCACCACUACGGCAUGAUUCUCACAAAACGUGGCUUGUGCAAAAAGGGUGAACAUUGCAAGCCUGGUUGCGUUGAUAAAAAUCGUCCAAACUGUCGUGGAGAACGGAAAUAUUGGCGAGAUGAAAACACGUGCGUUAAUGCUGAUGAAUGUCCAUGCAUGGAUAAGAAUGAAGACUACGUAAAACCGCACAUGCCCGUGAUCGGUGAAUGGGAAGUGUGUCAAUGCAUCGAUAAUGCUUACACUUGCGUGCCAAAUAAAAUUGAGCAGACAACCAAAACUCCACUCACUAAAAACAACACUGUCUAUCCGGAAAUUGAGUAUGUUACUGUUCCUAAUACUGUGACACCACCAUUACACUGUGCGCCUGAUAGAUUGAAGGUUAUGAUUCAAGCAGAUGAACCAUUGCCAGAUACCGUCUUUAAUGCCAGCUCAUCAUUAGGUCCCAAUUAUGCUCCAUACAAAGCGCGUCUGUAUAAGAAUCCCCAGGAAAAAACUGGUAGUUGGUCACCUAAUAUCAAUGACCAAAUGCAAUACUUACAAGUAACUUUCGAGGAACCGGAACCGAUUUUCGGUGUAAUAAUGGCUGGAAGUCCUGAUUUUGAUAAUUACGUGACAUUAUUUAAGAUACUUUAUAGUUAUGAUGGUGAGGUGUACCAUUAUUUAUCAGAUGAGAACGAUAAACCACAAAUGUUCAAUGGACCGUUGGAUUCACGUGAACCAGUGCAAACUCUAUUCAAAAUUCCAGUGGAAGCAAAAUCAGUACACAUUUAUCCACUAAAAUGGCAUGGUUCGAUAGCAAUGCGUAUAGAACUUCUGGGCUGUCGCACCCAUCUUGAAACCACUUUAAAAAUCGAAUCAACUACAUUAAGCUAUGUCGAGGCAACAACUACACCGCCGGUAGAAUUUGAAAAAUACACAGAAUGUAUAGAUAAAAUGGGCCUUGAAAAUGGACAAAUGAGUCCAAAUCAAGUAAAGGCAAGCAGUACUUUGCAAUUCUUGCAAUUACCGAAUAACGCUAAGAAACCGAAACUAAUUGACUUGCUUAAGCUAUCUUCUCCGGUUAGCUGGAAGCCGGUGGCUAACACACCAAAUGAAUAUGUUGAGUUCGAUUUCCUAGAGCCACGCAAUAUAUCUGGUUUUAUUACAAAAGGAGGUUCAGAUGGUUGGGUUAGCGGAUUUAAGGUUCUUUUCUCUAAGAAUAAGAAAAUCUGGAAUAAGGUACUUGCAGUUGAUGGCACAGCUAGAAUAUUCCCUGGCAAUCAUGACUCAGAUUCGGAAAAAACUAAUUUUUUCAAAACGCCAAUCUUGACACAAUAUUUAAAAGUUGUGCCAGCGAAAUGGGAGAAAAAUAUCAAUCUACGUAUAGAACCAUUAGGUUGCUUCCAUCCAUAUUUGGAACUUGAAAAAAAAGCUACGAUUCUUGACAGACCUCACAAUAAAUGUCAGGUCUGCGAUGGAAUUAUUGAUUCAACAGGGAAUGAUGAAGAGUGCAAAUGUAAGGAUGGACUUUUCUGGGAUGGCAGCAUUUGUGUAAACCAAAAUUUAUGCCCUUGUGUAGAAAACUAUAUAACCUAUCCAAUCGGUUCUAAAUUCGAAAAUAAGGUGUGUGAGGAAUGUGUUUGCUUAUUAGGUGGACACGCAAACUGCAAAUCUAAGAAAUGCCCACCUUGUGAGAAAAAUCUAAGACCAAUUAUGGGUACUGGUUGUUUCUGUAAAUGUGAACCCUGUCCUAAAUAUCAAAAGUUAUGUCCAUCAAGUGGAGAUUGUAUACCAGAACUGUUAUGGUGUAAUGGUGUUCAGGAUUGUGCUGAUGAUGAAGAUGAUACUUGCACUAAAAAGAUUCCACCCACAGAUGGAACGCAGAAAAACGAAACUGUAGUUAUUACAUGCCCAGAGCCAGUUUGUCCACCACAAAUGCAAAUCAAGAUAACUGAGAAAAAGGCAAGGAAGAUGUCAGAAAUGUUUACUUCCACUUAUUCAAAGAAAUUUACUAUGAUUAACGACGGCAACAAAAUAACAAAGACUAGUGUAGUUACUAAAACUCAAGAAUUUUUGCCCAUGCCUAGUGAUUCGGUUGAUAUGGUAAAGGAGGAAAUCUGCGCCGAGUUUACUUGUAUACCCAUACAAAUUAUUGACAAAAAUGUAUCAGUGACGUGCAUGGAACCAAAAUGUCCAAAUAACUAUGAUAUUGAAUUAGAUAUGUCCAAUGCUAAGCCCGGAGACUGUCAAAAAUAUUUAUGUGUUUUAAGGCCGAGAAAAGAUGAUACUUGUCAAAUAAGUGGCAAAUCAUUCACCACCUUUGAUGGUACCGAAUUUAAAUACGAUACAUGUAGUCAUAUUUUGGCACGCGAUCUAGUCAAUUCAAGUUGGGUUAUAUCGGUACAACUGCAUUGUACCGAUAAGACACGUAAGGUAUGUCGCAAAAUGGUAACGAUAAAGGAUGCGACGGCGCCUGCAAUAUUGACGAUUUUGCCAAACAUGAAACUUAAUUUCAAUGGCUUUGAAUAUAGUGUACAACAACUGAUUAGUUCACCAAUAUGCAAAGCGUCCUUUGAUAUUUCACAGCUGGGCAAUACUGUAUUAGUGGUAUCACGUAAACAUGGCUUUUGGGUGCGGUAUGAUGAUAUUGGCUACAUUGAAAUUGGUGUAUCAUCGAAGUACAUCAAAACAGUUGAUGGCUUAUGUGGCUAUUAUAAUGGAAUUUCUAGUGACGACAAGCGUGCACCGGACGGCACUAUUAUGCCCACAUCAGUUAAGUUUGGUGACAGUUGGUUUGACAAACAAAUAUCAAAGGAGGAAUGCUAUCCACAAGUUUGUCCAAUGGAUUUGCAAAGGAAAGCAUUGGCCUUGUGCAAUACUAUUAAACAUCCGACAUUCGUAAAAUGUGGUAAAUCGGUCAAUUCGAAGCAGUUCGUUAGCAAGUGCAUGGAGACCACUUGUGAGUGCCUCAAGACUGAAGGUGAUGCAAGUGCCUGCAAAUGCAAAAUUUUGCAAGACUUUGUCAAAAAAUGCUUAACUGUUAAUCCGAAUGUGCAGUUGAGUACAUGGCGUGCAGUGCAUCAGUGUGAAACUUCAUGUCCUGCUCCGUUGGUGCAUACAGAUUGCUAUAAACGUCGAUGUGAGCCUUCUUGUUCCUCAUUGGGCAAUGAUGAGUGUCCGGUUUUGCCAGAUGCCUGUUUUGCUGGUUGCUACUGUCCUGAAGGUACUGUGCGUAAGGGUAAGGACUGUGUACCCAUUGUUGAGUGUAAAGAUUGCAUAUGCAAUUCAUUCGGCACUUCGAAAUAUUUCACCUACGAUCGGAAGAGUUUCACAUUCAAUGGCAACUGCACGUAUCUGUUGUCAAGAGAUAUUGUGCUACCAGGAGUGCACACGUUUCAGGUUUAUGUGACUAUGGAUGAAUGUAAAAAAGUGGGAAUAACUUCGUUGCCGGAGCACACAAGUUGUGCAAAAUCCUUGCAUGUGCUCAAUGGAGAUCACGUCAUACACAUUCAACGAGUGCCAAAUAAGCCACUAGUACUCCAGGUCUUUAUUGAUGGUUUCGAAAUAAAAAAACUACCAUACAAAGACAGUUGGAUUAAUUUACGCGAAGUUAAUGGAAAAGAAUUGGUACUGACAUUACCAGAAUCUCAUACUGAAUUGACAGCUGCUAUGGAAGAUUUAGUUUUCUCUAUUGGUGUACCAAGUGUUAAGUAUGGCGGCAAAAUGGAAGGUUUGUGUGGUGAUUGUAACGGUAAUCCUGAUAAUGAUCUACAACAAAACCCAGCAAAGAAGAAGAAGGGUAAACCAAGUAAAGACUUGGUUGAUGUUAUAAAAAGCUGGCAAGCUGAUGAACCAAAAUUGGGUCUCGAAAAUAAUGAAUGUUUGAGUGAAGAUGUACCUAAACAAGAUUGUAUACCACUACCACCGGAAAAAGAUCCUUGUAUGCUCUUGCUCAAUGAGGACAUUUUUGGUAAAUGCAGUAUGAUCGUUGAUCCAUUAGUAUAUGUAUCAACCUGCCAGCAGGAUAUGUGUAAGCCAGGUAAUAAUCAAAAGGGUGCCUGUGAUAUGCUAAGUGCAUAUGCCAAGGAGUGUGCUAAACACAAGGUUUGUGUGAAUUGGCGACGACCAGAUUUCUGCCCAUACGAAUGUCCAGCUGACAUGCUCUAUGAACCUUGUGGCUGUGCCAAGACAUGUGACACUGUUAAAAAAUUGUCUGAAUUUGAUGCAGUUAAUAUAAAUACGAAUGAAGUGAUAGAGACAGUGACCAUGGAGGAUGUAUGUGCAACUCAAGGACGCUUUGAAGGUUGUUUCUGUCCACCAGGAAAGGUUUUAGAUAAAGGAAAAUGUAUUGAACAGAAAAUGUGUGUGAAAUGUGAUGAUUUAAUACAUAUGCCAGGUGAUAAAUGGCAAAAAGAUAAAUGCACGGAUUGUAGUUGUGACAAGAGUGGCAAAACUCUUUGUGUGGAACAAAAAUGUUUAGUAGAGGAAAAUAUUUGUGCAGAAGGUUAUAAACCACAAAAAAUAGUAGUAGAUGAACAGUGUUGUCCACGAUAUGCUUGCGUACCGGAGCCAAAAGUACCACCAUCUAAGCUAUGCUUAGCACCUAUAAUGCCUAUUUGCGGUCCUGGACAAUUUAAGAAACAGAAGACUGGUCCUGAUGGUUGCCCACAAUACAUAUGUGAAUGUAAGCCGAAAGAGGAAUGUGAUAAGUUGGUUCCACCAAAAGAACUUCAACCUGGUCAAAAAGUAGUUCAAGAAGAAUUAGGAUGCUGUCCUACACAAAAAAUUGUUUGCGAUAAAACAACUUGUCCAGAAGCGCCACAGACCUGUACUGAGAAAUUCUUUGAAGUUACUAAAUUAGAGAAACCAGAAUUAUGUUGUCCUGUCUACAAAUGCGCUCCACCAAAAGAUAUUUGCAUUGUACAAUAUGACUCACCUGAGGAUUCUAAGUUUACUAAAAAUGUGAAUGAAAAAUGGAUCCAUCCACACAACGCUUGCCUGCACGAACGUUGUACUUAUGGACCAAAUGGUUCAACUCAGAUACUGUCAACUGAAGAAACUUGUAACACAAGCUGCCCACUUGGCUUCACAUACAAGAAAAUGGAUUCCUCCAAAUGUUGUGGAGAAUGCAUUCAAACGGAAUGUUUGUUUGAAUCUAAACUACACAAGCCUGAAGAGGAAUGGAAGAGCGCCGAUAAUUGCACUUCUUACAAAUGCAUUCAAAAGGAAGAUAUGCUUAUUGUAAAUUCAUUUAAAGAAACUUGUCCAGAUGUAAGUAAGUGUCCAAGUCAUUUACUAAUCGAUGAAGGCUGCUGCAAGUAUUGCAAAGAAGAACCCGUUGUAGAAAAUCAAAAAGACUGUUUAGCAAUUUCUUUAGCUGAUACCGAAACAAGGAAUCUAAUAAAGAUCCGCAUAGCUAACCAUGGAUUCUGUGUUAAUACUGAACCCAUUAAAGGCUUUACUGAAUGCGUAGGCACAUGCUUCUCUGGUGCGAAAUAUAAUAAGAAUACGUUUACUCAUGAUAAGAUAUGUAAUUGUUGCAGCAUCAAAUCGUAUAAAACCAUCGAAGUACCGUUGGUCUGUGAGGAUGGUUUUAAAAUUCCAAAGGAUCUUGAAAUUCCCUCUUAUUGUGGUUGCUUACCAUGCUCUGAAUCAGUUGAGUAUCAAACGGACCCACAGAUUGAUAUACGUCUGCACCCACUACCACUGGCUCAAUUAAUAAGUAACCAAAAUAUCAAACACUAAAAACACUUAAGACUUGAAAUUAUUUUCCAAUUUUAGAAUUUUAUUAAGUUCUUAAAAUAAUGGUUAUAUAAAGAUGAAAAACAAACAUGUAACUUAUGAUAGAUCGAAGAUAAAAAACUGAUAAGAAUAAAAUGUGUAUUAUCUUACA